This is a messenger RNA of Meleagris gallopavo (turkey), 579 nucleotides long. Lineage: Eukaryota; Metazoa; Chordata; Aves; Galliformes; Phasianidae. The record is from RefSeq and is a predicted model, not a curated record.
AUGGGACAGAUAUUGGGAAACAAUGAGGCUUAUAGAAAACUGGCCAAGGAAUACCAUCCUGAUAAGAAUCCAAAUGCAGGUGACAAAUUUAAAGAAAUAAGCUUUGCCUAUGAAGUAUUGUCAAAUCCAGAGAAACGUGAGUUAUAUGAUAGAUAUGGAGAACAGGGCCUUCGAGAAGGCAGUGGUGGAAGCAGUGGAAUGGACGAUAUUUUCUCCCACAUCUUUGGUGGUGGAUUGUUCAACUUCAUGGGUGGUCAGAGUAGAAGUCGUAAUGGUAGAAGAAGAGGAGAAGAUAUGAUGCAUCCUCUCAAAGUCUCUUUAGAAGAUUUAUAUAAUGGAAAGACAACUAAACUACAACUUAGCAAGAAUGUCCUUUGUAGUGCAUGUAAUGGUCAAGGAGGGAAGGCUGGAGCUGUUCAGAAAUGUAAUGCUUGUCGGGGUAGAGGUGUACGUAUCAUGAUCAGACAGCUGGCUCCUGGAAUGGUUCAGCAGAUGCAGUCUGUGUGCUCUGACUGCAAUGGAGAAGGUAAGCUGGCUCUUUUGUAUUCCUCAUUGCACUUAUAAAUAUGUAAUAAAAAU